UCGAAGCUCGGAUCGGCCGUCCUUCGGAAUCGCGUGUGUGUGUGUGUGUGCUCGUGCCGAGCCUCUCUUUGCUCUUCCGAAAAUCGCUCUCGUAAAAGUUGUUAGUCGCGCUCUCUUUGAAAAGGCAAACAAACGCUUGUCCGAGGCGACGACGACGCGCGGAAAUCCGCGAGAAUCAUAAAAUCACUCGCGUUUUGUGCGUGGGUAAUUAAUGUACGCGCGCGGAUCGAUAAUUAUCUUCGAUUCUCUCGUCGGCACGAGUGUUUGUGUAUCAUCGGCAUCGGCGACGCACCUGUCAGUGCGAAAAACAUCUGAAAAUAACCCAAAAGUGCGCGAGUCGAGUUUCGUAACGACAAUCGUGUGCAGCGAGUUUAAUCUUUUCUUCUUCUUCUUUUUUUUAAUCAAAAGAGUCGCGUCAGGACACAUAUACGAAAGCGGCGAUGCGAUCUUUCACGAGUCCAAAAGAAAGAAGAGAGCCUCGUGGACGCGCUCAAUAAAUUAUGAACGAGCUGCAGCUUGGGUCGAUCCAAAAGCCUUAAGCAGGCCCUAAAUAUUAAUCGCGAAAGGGUUUAAUAGCGCGCCGCGCGCUCAGUCAUGUGGUCUUUUCAAUGCGGCCGCAUAAUAGCAGCAGGCCGGCCGAUGAGUAUCGUCGUUCUGCUGCUUCUUUGGCUCGCGACUAGUCUCACUCAAAGGGCCUCCUGCCAGCAGCAGCAGCAGCGGUUCAAGUGCUGCGAGCUCGGGGAGCUGCUGGUCCGCGAUAACGACACGGCCAGCCUCAACUGCAGCGCCAGCAGCGAUUACAGCCCCGUCGUCGGCCGUAGGCUAGUCACUCGCCUCGCGGCCAAUCUCAAGGACGAGGAAAGUUUUGGCUCGUGGCCCCCGUGCAGCAACGAGAGCGAGUACCCUAUAGCAACUCGGCUGCUGGUCGAGGACGACAAUUACACACGGUCGGAGGAGGAAGGAAUCGCGUGCCUGGACGAGCUCUACCUGCCCGCCAGCAACGAGAUCGUCGUCGUCUCGGUGCGAUGCUCCAAUGGGACCGACGAUUCGUCGCCGGAGGAUAGAAUCGACGACUCGGUCGAUCCAUCGUCUUCGUCGUCUUCCGAGGACGCUCCGCAAAAAUCACUGGAAAUUCGCAAGUGUUGCCCGGACGGCCAGUACUACGACUACGAGGCCAAGUAUUGCAUCGACGACGACGCAGCCGGCGACGAGUUGUCGCGACUGCUCUUCAAUCGCAGCUCGAGCUUGGACCACUUCUACGCGGCGUACGAGAAGCCGCUCUGCGAAGGCGCCUUGGUCGAUUAUCGCUUCGACUCCACCGCGGCUCUCCUCUACGACGGAGCUAAUUUUAAGAUCAAGGUGCCGAGGGUCGACCGUAACGCCAGCGAGGACGUCGUCUACCUCGGCAAUAAUCCGGACGUCUGCAUCGACGUACGAGGUAAUGGCGACGACGAAGAAGAAGAAGAAGUCGAAGGAAGAGGAUACGCCAGGAUGGUGGCCAGACUCUGCCGGAGCACCGACUACUGCCGGCAUAGGCAGUGCUUCAGGAAGUGCUGCGGCAGCGAGGACGCCAUCUACGACGGCACCUGCGACUCGACCGGUCCGCGACACUUCCAGCAGUUUCGCGAGCAGCUCCACCGGCUUCUCGGCAAUCUCAGCUACGACACCAGCUCUUACGGCCUGCUCAUGAUGCCCAAGUGCGAGUACGGCGGCUACUUCGGCGAGCUCGAGACUCUCCGCCAAAUGAAACCCGACGGCCGCCUGGAAUUCGAGCGGGACGACGACGGCGACGAACCCCCGAUCGUGUUCGACUGGCGCAGCUACUGCGUCGAGCUGAUACGCGACCAGCAGCCCGUCCUGAACCUGGCCGACGGUCUGCAGGUGGCCUUCUGCUUCGAUCGCGACACGGUGCUGCAGGGCUACGACCCGCUCGGCUUUCGCAUGGCCUACAUCGGCUAUCUGCUCGGAGUGAGCGCCUUCUUUCUCCUGCUGACGCUGCUCGUCUACGCCUGCCUGCCGAUGCUGCACGGCAACAUACACGGCCGCGUCAUCAUGGCCUACGUAUUCACCCUGUUCGUCAUGUACUGCCUGCUGGGCGCCUCCAAGUUUCCCCAGUACGCCGUGGACGACAAGACCGAGGAGGCCAUUCGCGAGUACUAUUGUCAAGCUUUGGCCUUCACCAUGUACUACUUCGUGAUCUCUGGAUUCCUCUGGAUGAACGUCACCUGCUUCGACAUCUGGUGGACCUUCGGGAGCCUGAAAAACAGCGAGGCAGGACUGACGGCCUCGAUGAAGAAUCGCCGACGCAGGACUCGGCUGCUGCUCUACUGUCUGUACGGCUGGGGCCUGCCGCUGCUGUUCACCGGCACCCUGGCCGCGUGCGUCUACGGCGACCUCGAGCCGAUCAGCAGUCGCAAUUCCGUCGGCAAAUCUCGCUGUUGGUUCAGCAGAUACUCGUGGGACGAGAAGUAUUUCUACUGGCUGCCCUGCUCCUUCACCAUCUUGCUCAACGUCUACUUCUUCCUCACGACCACCUAUCGUUACAACAAAGUCAAGGCCGACAUACAGUCGGCCAUGUCGGACGUGCGCGAGAAGAGGACGAGAAAGCUCAACUCCGCCAGAGUCAAGCUGCUGAUGAACUUUAAGCUGUUCGUCAUCAUGGGCGUGCUCUUCUGCAUGGAGAUGGUCUCGGACUUUCUGGAGAACAUCCCGGAGCUCGCUUACGACACGUGGUUCCGCUACGCCCUCCUGCUGACCGACACCCUCAACGGCCUGCAGGGCCUCUGGGUCUUCUGCCUGUUCGUGCUCAAGGCCAAGGUGCUGCGUGCCCUGGCCACGAGGCUCGGCUGCGGUGGGGCCGUCGCUGCCGCCCGUCGUCGUCGUCGCGGUCCCAACGGGGCCCGGGGCCGCGUCAACACGGCCUACUUCAGUCGCACCACCAGCACCAGCCUCGCCGCCACGAGCAGCAGCAGCAACGGCCAGAACGGCGGCGGUCUCGUGCGCUCGACCAUCGACGGCGUGCUGAGGCGAUUCUCGAGCGCGAGCAGCCUCAACUCGGCCACGUCCGUCACCGGCUCGUCGUCUCUCAAGCCCUGAGCUUUUUUUUUUUUUUUUUUUUUCAUAAAACGUAUUAUUGUUAUCGUCGUAACUGCGCGGCGCCACGAUCGAGUAAUUUUGCCACAUCCAUUACCGUGUGUGUACUCGUAUAUAAUAAAUAUGCGGAAUCGUGUCGAGUGCUCGCGCGCGCGCGAGAUAUAAUAAAAUACGGUACGUACGCGUCGAGCUUGCAAAGUGAUUAUUAGCCGCGAAAUUGAACGGUGCGCGCAAGCCAACGUUCGGCAUUUAAUAAAUAUACACGGUACGUACGCACGUAUACGCGCGCGCGCGCGAUUUGCGCUUCUGCACGCGCAGUUAUUACUCGGCGCGUUGUAUAUGUGUGCGAUGUGUAGCGAGAGAGAUAUAUCUGCAUGUGCGCGGGGGGACACCCCCCGGCCCGAUGAAUUAUGUAGCGCGGCACAUUCGCGAGAGAGAGAGAGAGAGAGAUUCGAGGCUGCUGCUGCUGUUGCUGCCCGAUCGAUUCGGCUGUUUCAAUGAAUCGAAAAAUUGUACUCGAAAACUCCGCGCGACGAGUUGAUUUUUUUUUUUUACCCGCGAAAAUCGUGAUGCUGUGUAUAGGAGAUUCGUUCCUCAAGCUUGCAAGCGCGCGACAAUAGCCGCGCUAGCUGGGAUGAGCCCAUUAAAAAGUUUUUUUUUUUUUUUUUAAUGCAAUGUACACUCAUCCAUCGGCGAUCGAGCUGUCUAUUUUAACUCGCUCGCGUGUCAUCGAGCGCAAACUUUUUUUUUGUCAUUCUGUAUAAUACUAAUAAAUACUCACACGAUCUAUAUAGGGCGAAGUACUUUUUUUUCGCGCAUCCAAUUAGGCAGUGGCGAUCCCUGGGAAAAUUCGCUAAGCGAUAUCAAACGCUGCAGCAGCCGCGUAAAUGGAGCGAAAUGCCAUAAUCCGAUCAAUCGGUUAUAUUCCCGAAUAUAUAAUACUUUUCGGCUUCGAUUCUCUCACUCUCCGAUACAUAUAUCGCCUCUCGAUAUAAUGGAGUUUUUCACCUCGUUAUUGUUAUAUAUAGCGGUCGUUCGUCGCAGAUGGCAUUAUUGCAGCCAUACGAUAUCGCAUAUAUACCGUUCUUUCUCUUGGCCGUUUUGAUUAUUCAACGUUGUAGCAUUAAAUUAUAUGCACUUUAUAGAAACGCGGACUGCGAUACAUAAUCCGCUUGUUCCUUUUUUAGUAAUACGUUAUGUAUUGAUUGUUUAAUCGAGCCGUUGACUCGUAGUAUAAGUGUGUACAGAGGCGCCCCGAUAUCGUAUGUAACAACGACCGUCGAUAUUUUUGUUAUUUUUUUCCUUUUGACGCGAGAUCAAUGUAUCGAAUGCAGUUUUUCAUUCACGAUAGAUAUCACAUAUGUUUUAAGGGUAGUGUAAUGAUUUAAUUUACGCUUUUUACAACUAUGUAUAAGUCAUUAAUUGUAAUUAUCUUUCUUCUUUUUGCUUGUAUUUUAUACACGUUUCGACUAUCUAACAUUCAUAAAUAUAUUUUUUAUGUAUAUAAUAUUAUCUGUAAAGAGUAACAAUUAUUUAUAAUCUUAUAUAGCAGGCUAAAAAGUACACAUGUAUGUCUCGCCCCCAUACGAGCGAGCUGUUAAAUACAUAAACUAUACAUUUGUAUACAGAACGAAGUUGAAUACAAAAAUCUUCAACGAAGACAGACGCGCACACGCAUACACACGUUUUUAAAAUGCAACCGACAAUCUCAAUCUCUCGAUCGUUUUCACUCUCCCUAUUUUUCAUCCCCUUUCUCGCGCGCGAUUCAUUUGUGGUAUGCAAUGAAAAAAAAAAAAAAAAAAAA
Trichogramma pretiosum is the source of this 4897-nucleotide messenger RNA. RefSeq lists its product as uncharacterized. Bases 595 to 3096 code for a protein of 833 amino acids. Lineage: Eukaryota; Metazoa; Arthropoda; Insecta; Hymenoptera; Trichogrammatidae. The record is from RefSeq and is a predicted model, not a curated record. Gene Ontology annotation, cellular component: membrane. The transcript has 8 exons. Gene Ontology annotation, molecular function: G protein-coupled receptor activity. Gene Ontology annotation, biological process: G protein-coupled receptor signaling pathway; cell surface receptor signaling pathway.